Hypoxylon fragiforme is the source of this 2168-nucleotide messenger RNA. Its product is annotated as dihydrolipoyl dehydrogenase mitochondrial precursor. Lineage: Eukaryota; Fungi; Ascomycota; Sordariomycetes; Xylariales; Hypoxylaceae. Bases 257 to 1783 code for a protein of 508 amino acids. The transcript is spliced from 4 exons. Gene Ontology annotation, cellular component: mitochondrion; oxoglutarate dehydrogenase complex. The record is from RefSeq and is a predicted model, not a curated record. Gene Ontology annotation, molecular function: dihydrolipoyl dehydrogenase (NADH) activity; flavin adenine dinucleotide binding.
GCCCGGACCUCCCAAAACUUUCUAGGUUAGCACUCUCUCACCUCAUAUCCCCCCCAAAAAAAAACACUUGGGAACGGUUGAAAUCUUUAAAUCUCAUUCCGAACUUAUUAUUCAUCGCAAAUCUAAUAACUCCCUCAUCCUCUUCCUCCUCCUCGCCUUCUCGUCUCCCCCCUCUCACCAAUUGAGAGAUAUACUUUCUCUACCCCUCCCCCCCUCCUCUUUUGCUUUUCUUUUCCGUAACAUACAAAGCAGAGACAUGAUGCUUACUAGCCGUUUAAUACAGCGGUCCGCUGUACGAUCUGCUUUGCGCACUCCUUCAUCCCUUCCUUCAGUCGUCGCCCCCAUAUCACGAUGGAGAAGAGGAUAUGCUACUGAAGCAGGCGAAAAAGAUCUCGUUAUCAUUGGUGGUGGAGUAGCCGGCUAUGUCGCAGCGAUCAAGGCUGGCCAGGAAGGACUAAAAGUUACCUGCAUUGAGAAGCGCGGUGUUCUUGGUGGCACUUGUCUCAACGUCGGCUGCAUCCCUUCCAAAUCCCUCCUCAACAACUCUCAUCUGUACCACCAAGUCCUCCACGACACCAAGCCUCGAGGUAUCGAAGUCGGCAAUGUCAAGCUCAACCUACAGGCCAUGAUGAAGGCAAAGGAUACCUCCGUCAACAGUCUGACCAAAGGUAUCGAAUACCUUUUCAAGAAGAACGGUGUCGAGUAUAUCAAGGGUACCGCCUCCUUUGCCAGCGAGCACGAAAUCAAGGUUCAGCUUUCCGAUGGUGGCGAGACGAGCGUGGUUGGUAAAAACAUUCUCAUCGCUACCGGUAGCGAAUCGACCCCCUUCCCCGGCCUCGAGUUCGACGAGAAGCGCGUCAUCACCAGCACAGGUGCCCUAUCCCUCGAGAAGGUCCCUGAGAAGAUGAUUGUCAUUGGCGGUGGUAUUAUCGGUCUCGAGAUGGGCUCCGUAUGGUCGAGACUCGGUGCCAAGGUUACUGUCGUCGAAUUCCUCGACCAAAUCGGUGGCCCCGGCAUGGAUACCCAGAUUGCAAAGGAGACCCAAAAGCUUCUGAAAAAGCAAGGUAUCGACUUCAAGCUUGGCACCAAGGUCGUCAGUGGCGACCCGAGCGGUGAGAAGGUCAAGCUCGAGGUUGACUCUGCCAAGGGCGGCAAGCCCGAGUCUCUCGAAGCUGAUGUCGUCCUCGUUGCCAUUGGCCGUCGCCCCUAUACCACCGGACUUGGUCUUGAGAACGUUGGUCUAGAGGUAGACGAUCGCGGCCGGGUGGUCAUUGACUCUGAGUAUCGCACCAAGGCUUCGCAUAUUCGCUGCAUUGGUGACUGCACCUUCGGCCCUAUGCUUGCGCACAAGGCCGAGGAAGAGGCUGUUGCCGCAGUUGAGUAUAUCAAGAAGGGCUAUGGUCACGUCAACUACGGCGUUAUUCCGUCCGUCAUGUACACACAUCCUGAGGUCGCAUGGGUUGGUCAAAGUGAACAGGACCUCAAGAAACAAAACAUACCGUACAAGAUCGGAACAUUUCCCUUCAGCGCCAACUCCCGUGCCAAGACUAAUCUAGACACGGAAGGUCUAGUCAAGAUGAUCGCCGACCCUGAGACAGAUAGACUACUAGGCUGUCACAUCAUUGGCCCUAAUGCUGGAGAAAUGAUCGCCGAGGCCACGCUGGCUUUGGAAUACGGUGCUUCAACAGAAGACAUCGCGCGCACGUGUCACGCCCACCCGACGCUAGCGGAGGCUUUCAAGGAGGCGGCUAUGGCGACAUACUCGAAGGCCAUCCACUUCUAAUGUGUGUAAAUAUAGAGCGGGUAGACGGGCAAGAAAAAAAAAGAAGAGAACAUUAGGAAGGCUAGCAUCGGUGUAAAGGUGUAUAUUACUACAGCAUGUGGGCAAUGAUGAGUGCCGUCCUAAGAUGUGCUUUAAUUGACGAGUCUAAGGGCAGUAUAUGUAUAUAUGUAUACAUGUCAUGUUGUCUUUCGUUUGUCAAUGAUGAUUUUCUCUUAACUACUAGAGAAGAUACCUAGUUAUGCUCAUUAUCCUGUUAAUCCAGCAAGUACCAAAUACCCAGGUACCAUGAAAGACAGGAUCAUGCGGCAUUUCGUUGCUUCUACAAUUCAACUGUAUACAUACCUAGACAAACUAUUCCUACUCUUUAAAUGGAUACAAAACAUCA